Molecule: messenger RNA, 1451 nt
Organism: Leptosomus discolor (cuckoo roller)
Lineage: Eukaryota; Metazoa; Chordata; Aves; Leptosomiformes; Leptosomidae
Source: RefSeq, a predicted model, not a curated record
CCACACGGAAGACUUAACUUGGUCUUCUAGCAUGGGGACCCUCUGGCACUUACAAUGCACUUUAAUUUUAUUCUGUGUUUUAGUGCUGAAUACCACAGGGAUCAAGCAAAGACCAGCUGGUGGCUUCAGAACUUGGGAACCUGAAACAGCUUACCUCACCAGAUGUGAUUUUAACAACAACUCAAGACCAUUUUGUGACUGGACCCAACCUUUCAGUGUCAACCAGGGAAUGUGGAUACGAACCAAGCAUGACACUCCAACUGAUGGAACAGGUCCUGAUAGAGAUUAUCCUGAUGGAAAAGGCUAUUUCAUCUACCAAGAAGCAAGUAAUCUGAUCCCAUUCGACACUAACAGGCUUGAGAGCCCAGAUACUGUAGUUUCUGAAAAAAUAUGCAUAGACUUCUGGUACUAUAUGUUUGGGUCAGAAGACAUGAAUGAGCUGAACGUGCUUAUCCGAGACACCACAGGGGAGUUUGUGGUGUGGAGUCGGAAAGGAAACCAGAGCUCCUUGUGGAACUACGGUGCCAUCACUCAUACUUUUCCAACACAGAGAACAAUAAAGGUAAUUUUUGAGGCUGUCCGAGGCCUGACAGAGUAUGGGGAUACGGCACUGGACAACGUGAGAGUAAGGGAUGGAUCCUGUGAAGCAAUUUGCAGUAUACAUGGGGAUCCUCACUAUUACACAUUUGACAAGCAACGUCAUGACUUCAUGGGCACCUGCACCUACACCCUCUCCAAGCUGUGUGAGAGCAACAGCUCGCUGCCCUAUUUCAACGUGGAAGCAGCCAACGAGCACAGGGGAAGCAACAGUCGUGUGUCCUAUGUCCGAUAUGUGGACAUCGAUGUGUAUGGCUACAGGAUCAAUCUGGGUAAAAACAGAGUUGUUAAGGUUGAUGGGGUCAGCCAGGUGCUCCCUCUGACCUUGGUGCAGGGUGUCCGUAUUUCCUUCAGUGGGCAGUAUGUUGUGGUUACUACCAACUUUGGGCUGAAUGUCAAGUUUGAUGGAAAUCACAGAGCAGAAAUCACUCUUCCCAGUACCUAUGUGUCUAAAGUCUGCGGAAUAUGUGGAAAUUAUAACGGGCACAAAUCAGAUGACUUUCUUAACCCAGAUGGAGAGAUGGAAACAAACUCAGCCAGUCUUGGCAACAGUUGGCAGGUUUACAAUGACUCCAGGUGCUUGCCAGAUGAUGGCCAUACUCCAAAUUGCACUGCUGAUGAAAAACAUACGAUCCAAAGCAAUGAAUACUGUGGUCUGAUCACAGAUCCUAGUGGUCCAUUCCAGAAUUGCCACUCAGUAGUUGAUCCCCAAAGUUAUUCUGAAGCCUGCCAGUAUGAUCUCUGUGAACUUCAUUUGAACAAUGCAGCCCUCUGUCAAAACCUGCAGGCUUAUGCAGAUGUAUGCCAAGCUGCAGGAGUCCAGCUGACACCAUGGAGAAAUGCAACCUUCUGCG